Molecule: messenger RNA, 3408 nt
Organism: Penicillium samsonianum
Lineage: Eukaryota; Fungi; Ascomycota; Eurotiomycetes; Eurotiales; Aspergillaceae
Exons: 5
Coding region: 1-3408 (1135 amino acids)
Source: RefSeq, a predicted model, not a curated record
AUGCCUACCGUCUUCAGCAAGUUCGUCGAUGGCGAGAUUUCCCCCAAGCAUCCCCAACAUUCGCCUGCACAAGGGCACGACGAAAAGUCGAAAGUACACACUCAGCUGCUCAACUCCGAUGAGCCUCAGAUGAGUCAAGCUGUGAUAGAACAGCUUAAGGCACAUGAAGAAGAGCUCACUCAAGCUGUGAUAGAACAGCUCAAGGCACACGAAGAAGAGCUCAAGGUUGAGCAACUCCUCAGAAGUGCCCAGCUCGCAUCCGUAAGGCAACGCACCACAAUCGAGAGCCGAGUGCCAGAACUGCUUAACCCUCAGUCAAUUCAAGCUGAGAGGGAAUUGCCCGAGCCAAGCCAAUUCUCAAAGGAACACUUCGACAUGACUCAGAAGCCAGAUGAUUGGGCCGAUAAACAGGCUGGGCUCACUCUGGGCAAUGGCCAGUUGAGGCUGAAGAUUCAGGACUGGCGGACUCCUAUCCCGCAAUUCGUUGUGGAGAAUAACCCCGAGGGUAGCCCCAAGUGCGACCUUGAUGCCGUGAUUGCAGACCUCGACAUCAUACGGGUGGACUUUAAGAUCCCCCGCGAUUACCCAGAGGGCAUGACAGGGAUUAUGAGAUCGAUUGAAGCACUCUUCCUGUCUCCAAAGAAGAUUGGCAUGAGGAAUAUCGAGACUGGUUCCGCACCGGCUCUUCGGGAGUUGAAGAACCCGAAGCGAGACAGCUACUACAUCAAAUGGACAACCCCAUGGGAGACAUCCGGCUGCCGAGUAAGCUGGAUGAAGGCGAAAGAAAAAUCGCCCACACUGAAGUUCAAGUUUGUGAACUCAAGGAAUGCGAAACGUGUGGAGCAGAUGAUGGUCACUGUUGAUGAGCGUGACGGGUUCUAUCAGAAGAUCUCGAAGAAAGACCCUAACACUUACGGCAAAUGGAUGGCAUUUCCGGUCCGGAUUUGGCUGCGCAUUCAAUGGCUGAUGGCAACGCCUAGCAACAUAGACAACAAACUGUUUGGGAAGUUGCUUGUCGACGACAAUUCCCCUUCCUCUAUCAAGAGGAAGUAUAAAGGGAAGAAGACAUCAAAGAAAUUAUCAAAGAGAGGCCUGGAAUCUUCCACAGCCGAGGAAGGAAGCUCUGCGGACGAAAACUCGGAUGCGUCAGUUGUGCUAAGUCCAGAGCAGUCGGUGUUAGGGCAAGAACAUACGAUGGAGACAGUGGGAAGUCAAGAGUUGACCGAGGAAGAGUUGACCGAGGAAGAGUUGACCAAGGAAGGGUCAACCAAAGAAGAAUCGACCCAGGAAGAGUUGCACCAGGAAGAGCAGACCCAUCAUGAGUUGACUGAGCAAGAGUCCAUCCAGCAAGAGUCGACCCCGAAGGAGUUGACAAAGAGGGUCUCUACACUCAGAAUUGAUACCCAGAAAAGCAACAAAAGGUCUAAGGGCAAGGGUAAGGGAAAGCACACGCCUGGUUCGUCUAGCUCCGAUACAGGCAAGAAGGAUGCAGACAAUGUCACAGAUCACACCACACCACAGAACACAGAACAACGUGGUGAUGACCAAUGUGGCGACAACCAGUGUGGUGGCUUACUUCCGGGAGUGCAGGACAUCGCUCGACAGGGUGUCCCGACUGAGCAGCAACUUGCGGCAGUUGCUGGCCAACAAACAGUCAAUGCCUCCCGGUUCCCUACUACCCCCGAUGACCUGACUACCCCAUUUUCUCCAUCAUUCGAGACAGCCCGAACCCACCUCUCCCCCCGCACUCCCCUCCCCUCAUCCUCACUUUCAUCUUUCUUCACACCAACGAGCGCUUCAUGGAAGAAAGAUGAGGAUGAGGGGGCAGGGGGAGUGAAAGCGGAAGGAAACGAGCCAGCAGAGAGUUCAGAUGAGCUGCGCCAGAUUCCGCGGGGGGAUGAGGCUGGGCUUCGGUACCCUGUCUCGAACAACAGGGACGAGGUGUGGUUUUCUGACCCUGAAGAGUACCAUGGCGGCCACGAGGCGCAGGAUCCAGUCUUGCGUCGAAGUGAGUCUUUCGAUAUGGCCAGCCUAGGGCUCUUCAGCGGCCAGGAAGCCGCGUCCUCGUCCCCAACGGCCGACCCUCCAUCGACCUCCCGUGCCUCUUCCGCCUUGUCCACCGCAGACUCGGCUGGGACUGAGACUGAUGAUCCCAGUUCAGAUGGCACCGUCCAGCCAGAUGACCAGUCUCCAGCCGAGUCUAGCCGACCUGACAAGAAGGGUGCAUACAAAAAGAAGAAGCAUGAGAGACGGAGGCGCAAGAACAUGAUGAAGCGUCAGGAAGCCCGCGAGGGCCCCGUCUCUACUGCUUCUUCUCAGGGCGGUGGAGUGGAAGGUCGUUCUCCGUCUCCACCCGAGUCGUCGGAGGAUGAAGAACGAACUCCCACAGCCAAGCAGUUCGGCAACAUCGGGGCCCCAGCCCCUGAACCACAGUUGGACUUGCGCAGAGUCGGCAUUGUCUGCGAGGAGAAAGACUGCCAAGUCCUCUGUGGUUUGGGGAAUGGGGUCUCCGUUGUUUGCCCUAAGUGCGGACCGUUUUCCUUAGUCCGCUACUGCGGCAAGCGCCACCUGUGGGAGGAUGCCAAGAGGCACUGGCUAGUUUGCACCACUCGACCAGUCCUGGAGCAGCACUUGGCUAGUUCGAUUCCGUACGACGAUCUCGUGGGUCCACCAAUGCUUCCCAGCCUUCACCAUUGGGACAGCCCUGAGCGCCAUCGUCAGGCGCUGUGGUUCAGUUCCGCCCGCGACCGAGGCGACUACUUCGUGUUCGCGGAGUGGGGCGACCUGGUGAAGGCUGCGGACGCUCCAGCCAGUCACGUAGGGCUGCGAUGUUCACCUCGAGUCGCACACAUUGUGCGAUUCGAGGACGCCGAAGAGAAGGACCGGUUCCGCCGGUGCCUGGCAAUCUGUCUCUUCGCGGCGGUUGAACAUCCAGCCCUCGUGGACUAUCUUUACCGGCUUGUCCGGGACUGGAUGCGGGCUCACAACAUGUGGGCCAGUGACAAGGACAUGGACGGCAUGCUGCGCUACCAGAUGGGACUCGAGAUGGGUGGCACCGUCGAUAAGAGCAGUCUUGGUUUGCGGCAUGCCUGCGAGACGGAGUGGGUCGGUGCUGACCGGCGCCACUGCGAGGAUCUGACCUGCGCGAGCGAGCGUCGCCCCACGUUGCUCGGUAACCACCGUAUGGGGUUGGGCCUUGGGAGAGUGUGCGAUUCCCUCGAAUCCAACUAUUGGAUUCUGAGGGCGCACCGGGCCACCCAUCCUUCGGUGAGCGACGUGGUGGCUCGCACGUGUGGGGGAGGAUACUCGGAGGUCCUUCCAAUGGACCGGCGGACAUUCCGCCGUGGCGUCGGCUGGGACGGGGCGGGAACGGGCCCCAUGGAGUGGGAGAUGCCGUGGUCAGGGUAG